Messenger RNA from Pseudoliparis swirei, 2358 nucleotides. It is a transcript of the gene josd1, whose product is annotated as Josephin domain containing 1. Gene Ontology annotation, molecular function: cysteine-type deubiquitinase activity. Lineage: Eukaryota; Metazoa; Chordata; Actinopteri; Perciformes; Liparidae. The record is from RefSeq and is a predicted model, not a curated record. Bases 850 to 1620 code for a protein of 256 amino acids. The transcript has 5 exons. Gene Ontology annotation, biological process: protein deubiquitination.
GAGAGAGAGAAAGCUACACUCGGGAAAGAUUGGCAAAGACAAAGGAGUGAACAGCUUUCAGGGGGAGAACGGCGGCUCGUGGUCGUCCAGCCGUGACAGCGACCAGGUGAGUGGCCGCUGCCGAGGAAAGGAAGUUAGGAGACGGGAAAAGGAAGCGCCAUGUUCCGCUGUGGACGCAGCGGCAGCGGCACGUAGGGCAGCCGGGAGACUAUCGCCAGAUAUCUGUUGCAUAUCGAGGACGAAUAGCAUCCGUCCGUGUGUGGUUUCAGAGGAGAACAGCCGCUGUAAGGCGUCUUGCGUCCCCGUCGUCUCCGUUCCAGUGGAGGUGACGCCUCGCGGUCAUCGUGGCCCGGGGAUGGAAAGAACUGUGGAGCUAUAGGCUUGGUGACUGGAUGGAAAGAACUGUCCACACACACACACACACACACAUAGCAAGAUGGAGGAAGUGGAAACGCACAGAGAACAGUUUGAUUGACCACGCCGCUGACGUGGUGGUGCUGGAGGAGUAAUCUUUCGUUUGGGAGCAUCUGGAGUGUCCCUCUCCCAUCUUGGGCUCCAGUUUUCACCCCCCUGCCUCCCGUUGACCUUUCUGCACCGUUCUAUAAUUUUAGAGAGAGCAGGUGUGAAGGAGCCACAGGUCUCAACCCCCACCCCUCCUCCCUCCUCCCCCACCCCCCGGUCCAUCCGUUUCACAGAGACACCCAAGCUCCUCUCUUCCAAGGCGGCUGAGAGGUUGCUAUGGCAAUGGUUGCCAUGAUGCUGAUAUAGCAUCCUGAAGGAGGUGGUGGUGGAGGUAGUGGUGGAGCUGGAGGAGGAGGUGGAGGUGGCGGCGGUGGUGAUCGUCCAGGGAUGGGAAGCGCUCCGUGUCCAGCCGGUGAGUGGAAGGGUAAAGGCCGAGGCGGCCUCCAAGAGCUGGGAUGCAUGCGCUGGAAGGUCAGCAAGCAGAAAGGAGGAGGAGGAGGAGGAGGAGGCGAGGUGGGAGCGGAGGAGAGGAGGUGCAAGGACCCCACGGAUCUCUCCUUCUCCUCUCCCUCCCUCUCCCCCCCCCCACCGCCUCCUCCUCAACCCUCUCCGACGCCUCCAGCCAUUUACCACGAGAAGCAGCGGCGGGAGCUGUGCGCGCUGCACGCCCUCAACAACGUCUUCCAGGACGGGACGGCCUUCAGCCGGGACACGCUGCAGGAGAUCUACCAGAGGCUUUCUCCCGGCACUCUGGUGACGCCUCACAAGAAGAGCAUGCUGGGUAACGGAAACUACGACGUGAACGUGAUAAUGGCGGCCCUGCAGACCCGAGGCUUUGAGGCAGUCUGGUGGGAUAAAAGAAGGGACGUGGGCGGCGUGGAGCUGUCCAGCGUGACGGGGUUCAUUCUGAACGUGCCGUCCAACCUGCGCUGGGGGCCUCUCCGGCUGCCGCUCAAACGCCAGCACUGGAUCGGAGUCAGAGAGGUGGGGGGGGUCUACUACAACCUGGACUCCAAGCUGCGUGGCCCUCAACCCAUCGGCAACCCGGAUGAGCUCAGGAAGUUUCUACGCCAGCAGCUGCGAGGGAAGAACUGUGAGCUGCUGUUGGUGGUCCCUGAGGACGUGGCGGCCCACCAGACGUGGCGCUCGGAUGGCUGAAAAGGUUUCGCCGGCGGGCCGAGGUGGCCGAUCGCAGAACGAACAGCAGCGGGAAGUUAACGUGGCGCGCGGCCGAUCGAGUGGAGAUGCACAGUCGCGGAUGUAUUUCCCCGACCUCCUCGGGGGGGGGUUGUUUACACAGCCAUCGCUGGACUCUUCUUAUCUGAGAGGAUGCGAAGCGGCGAAGGAAGCAAACACUUUACAGGGAGAACUGGAGAAACCACAGUCCUUACGCAGUUAAGACUUAUAAGAAGUCGCUAUUCUGUUUUUAUAUAUAUAUAUAUACACAUAUUGUCUAUUUUUCAAUGUCAGUUUUUAUUUUUAUUUCUUUUUACUGUUCAAGUUUCCAAAGUCACGAGUGCUCAAUGCUGUGUUCAUCCGCUGGUCCCUCAGCGACCCUCCCACUACAGUCCCCCCCCACACACACACACACACACUCUGAGCCAGCACUGUGGCGAGGCGGUGCAGACAUGACAGUUUUAUACGCAACCGAGCCCUCCACCUGGUUUCCUUUUCAAGGGAAAAGUAACGGCAUCAUCCAUCAAGCUUUUUUUUGGGUAAUUGUUCAUAUAAUGACUUUUGCUCAUCAUCAAGGAAUUAAUGCAACGCUAACAACGUCCGUCAUCACCGAGUAGAAUAAUACUGGAUUAUUAUUUGAUGUAUCAAUUGAAUUACGGUGAUAAGAGAACCCGUUGUCUAGAUUGUUGACACAAAUUAAACAUUACAAAAGUACAGAAA